This is a messenger RNA of Hordeum vulgare subsp. vulgare (domesticated barley), 649 nucleotides long. RefSeq lists its product as uncharacterized. The transcript is spliced from 5 exons. The record is from RefSeq and is a predicted model, not a curated record. Lineage: Eukaryota; Viridiplantae; Streptophyta; Magnoliopsida; Poales; Poaceae. The coding region runs from base 1 to 618 and encodes 205 amino acids.
AUGCCGGUGGGGUGCCCGCCUGAGUCACCUCAGAAGAAGUCGCAGGGGGAGCGAUCCCGGACGACGCGACGUCCCAACUGCCCAUCUAACCCUCGUCACUUCGGCGCCUCGUCGCCGUCCGCCAGCGCCGGGUCUCCCUCUCCUGUCGCGGUCGGGCGAGGCUUCCUCUCGCCCUCCUUACCAGUGGCGACGCCCCAGACCAGACCCCCCCUCUCCGCGGCGGCCAAGUCCACCCCGGCCUCCAUCUCCACCAUCGGCGACCUGAGGGGCCUCGCCGCGUCCAGCCUCGACUUGCUCAAGCGCCGCCUCGAUGCGCUCCACGCCGACGACGCCCGUGACCUCGAUGCCUCCCACUCCCGCAUCUCCAAGCGCAUCAAGAUGCACACGCAGAGCUGCCUGAAGAUGGAGGAGGAGGCGGAGAAGGAGCACAAGAAGAUGGUCGACAAGGUCUCACUGCAAGCCGACGAGAUGAAGGCAUCCUACAAGAAGUUGGUGACAGAGGUGCAGUCGUCUUUGUCUCGUGUGUGCAAGGUGACCUUACCUGAGAUAGGAAAGUCCAUGGCCAGAGCUCUCGAUGGCCUGCGCAGUCGCUACAACAUCCCAGCUACAACAACUUAGCAUACAGUUUUCUGCUACGUCUCUGAAUUGG